AUGGGCAAGAAGCCAGCAGGUCCCGCCUACGUCCUGGGCGUGGGUAUGACCAAGUUCAUCAAGCCCCGUGGCAAGGUUGAUUACCACGAGCUUGGAUUUGAGGCUGGUGUCAAAGCCAUGUUGGAUGCUCACAUCAACUACGACGAUGUCGAGCAAGGUGUCGCCUGUUAUGUGUACGGGGACAGCACCUGCGGCCAGCGCGUGUUCUACCAAUUCGGACUGACUCAGAUUCCCAUCUACAAUGUCAACAACAAUUGUUCCACCGGCUCUACCGGUCUGGCCAUGGCCCGCACCAUGGUCUCUCAUGGAGCCGCGGAUUGUAUCCUAGUCGUCGGGUUCGAGAAGAUGAGCCCAGGCAGUCUCCAGUCGGUCUAUAAUGAUCGCGCCAACCCGACAGGCUUGUUCGGUUCGAUGAUGGCAGAGACCAGAGGAGUCACCAACGCCCCCGGGGCAGCCCAGAUGUUUGGGAAUGCUGGUCGUGAAUAUAUGGAGAAAUACGGUGCUAAAGCGGAAGACUUUGCUGAAAUUGCCCGGAUCAACCACGAGCACUCGAAACGCAACCCCUACUCACAGUUCCAGGACGAGUAUACGCUCGACCAGAUUCUCAAAGCGCCCAAGAUCCACGAGCCCCUCACUAAGCUGCAGUGUUGCCCGACCUCGGAUGGAGCGGCUGCCGCAGUCAUCGUUUCUCAGGCAUUCCUCGAUGCACGUCCACAUCUCAAAGACCAAGCCAUCCUCAUUGCGGGUCAGCAGCUCUCAACGGACAACAGCACGGUCUACAACCGCAGCUCCAUCGACUUGAUGGGUUUUGGAAUGUCCCGCGGGGCAUGCCAGGCCGCGACUGCGGAGGCGGGGGUCAACGUGAAGGAUAUCAAGGUGUGCGAGUUGCAUGAUUGCUUCUCCGCCAACGAGAUGAUUACCAUCGAUGCUCUCGAGCUGUGCGAGCCUGGCAAGGCACACGAGAUGGUCCAGAAGGGUGACAUAACCUAUGGGGGCAAGAUGGUUAUCAACCCCUCAGGUGGACUCAUCUCUAAAGGCCACCCGUUGGGUGCCACGGGUCUAGCGCAGUGUGCCGAGCUGGUCUGGCACCUGCGCGGCUGGGCCAACAAUCGGUUGAUCGAUGGGACGGAUGCCGCAUUGCAGCACAACUUGGGGUUAGGUGGUGCCGUUGUGGUGACGGUGUACAAGCGGGCCGAUGGCAAGGCCGCAACGCCGGUGCCGUCGCAUGUUGUUGCUACGAUUACAGGUCUUGGCUACAACCCGGCUGUGGAGGCCAAGGGCUUCACGGCGGAACAGGCCAAGUCGGUGCAGAGCAAGAACCACAGCGACAAGUGGGCAUUAGCGGACACGCAGGAGAGGGUUCUGGCGCGUUUCUAA
Aspergillus sclerotioniger CBS 115572 is the source of this 1377-nucleotide messenger RNA. Its product is annotated as putative sterol carrier protein. NCBI's taxonomy places the organism in Eukaryota, Fungi, Ascomycota, Eurotiomycetes, Eurotiales, Aspergillaceae. The transcript has 2 exons. The record is from RefSeq and is a predicted model, not a curated record. The coding region runs from base 1 to 1377 and encodes 458 amino acids. Gene Ontology annotation, molecular function: acyltransferase activity, transferring groups other than amino-acyl groups.